GGGCCAGUCUCAGAGAGCUCCAUGACUUUGCUGCAGGGAAUCUCCAUCUUGAGGUCUGCCCUGGAGGUCUGAGAAAGGAUUCAGGAUAACGAAUGUGAGCACGAGGAGGAACCUCUUUGGAAUGUUCUGCUUUCCCAGAACUAACUGAGCUAGAAGACAGACGUCCCUGUGGAGAAGAUAGGGGGAUAAAGGAAAUAGAAGUUACCAGGAUGAGUAAAAAGCCUCCAAGUCGUCCAGGGAUCACGUUCGAGAUUGGUGCUCGUUUGGAAGCACUGGACUACUUACAAAAAUGGUAUCCAUCUCGUAUUGAGAAAAUAGACUAUGAGGAGGGGAAGAUGUUGGUUCAUUUUGAACGAUGGAGUCAUCGUUAUGAUGAAUGGAUUUAUUGGGACAGCAAUAGAUUACGCCCCCUGGAACGACCAGCACUAAGGAAAGAAGGGCUAAAAGAUGAUGAUGAAUUUGUUGAUUUUAAAGCUGGAGAAGAGGUACUGGCUCGUUGGACAGAUUGUAGAUAUUAUCCUGCCAAGAUUGAAGCAAUUAACAAGGAGGGAACCUUCACAGUACAGUUCUAUGAUGGAGUUAUUCGAUGUCUAAAAAGGAUGCAUAUCAAAUCUAUGCCUGAGGAUGCCAAAGGGCAGGGGCGCGAGAGGGAGCAGAUAGCGCCGGAGCUGAGAUUAGUGACGGAAAUCGAACCAAAAGAAGAUUGGAUAGCUUUGGUCAAAGCUGCUGCAGCAGCAGCAGCCAAAAACAAAGCAGGAAGUAAACCUCGGACCAGUGCAAACAGCAAUAAAGAUAAAGAGGAGAGAAAAUGGUUUAAAUUAUCUUCAAAGAAGGAAGAAACCUCAACCUCUACAAUCAUACAGGAAGUCCAGAAAAAGGAAGAGGAGCCUACAUCUAGUGAAACGUUUGCAGGAUUCCCAGUAGUGGAUGUUCCAAAGAUGGCGUUUGUGCGGGCAGAGAGCACAUUAUCGCACAAGAGGAAAAAUAAUUUAGGCAACUCAUUUCAGGCAAAGAGAGCUCGUCUUAACAAGAUCACUGGUUUGUUGGCGUCCAAAGCCGUUGUUGUGGAUGGUGCUGAAAAAAAAGAAGGCAACAAAGAAACAGCUCCAGUCCUGGAGCAGGAGAUUUCACCUAAACCUCAAAGUCAGAAAAAAAAUGAAGCUGAUAUUAGCAGUUCUGCCAACACUCAGAAACCUGCACUGUUACCCUCAACUUUGUCUUCAGGAAAGGCUCGCAGCAAGAAAUGCAAACAAGAAUCUGGAGAUUCUUCUGGGUGUAUAAAGCCCCCUAAAUCACCACUUUCCCCAGAGUUAAUACAAGUCGAGGAUUUGACGCUGGUCUCUCAGCUUCCUUCUUCUGUGAUAAAUAAAACUAGUCCGUCACAGCCAGUGAAUCCCCCUAGAUCCUACAAAUAUAGCCAGAGGAGGAGAAGAUCACAGCGUUUAGCCACUUGCUCGUUGCCUGAUGAGUCUGUACAAAAAGUUCCUUCUCCCUCUCCAAUCACUGAUGGAAAAGUGUUCUCCAUCAGUGCUCAAAAUCAACAGCCAUCAAUAUCAGAGGUACCUGAUGUUGCUCGUAUGUCACUUGAGAAGCGUGCACCAUGUCUCCCUCUUGACUUAAGCCGUAAUUUGGAAGUUACAGCAUCACUAUCUACAGAAUCCACUUCUCGUAAUGAAUACCCCAGUAAAGAAAAGGAAGAUACUCAGAUGAUUACAUAUCAUUCUUCCAAAGCAGUAACUGAUGGAAGAGUAGCUACAGCAGCAUCAGGUAUAUUGAAAACUGAAAAAAAAGUGAAAUUGGAAGAGAAAAGCUCAUCAUCAUUUGGUAAAAAGAAGGAAAAGGAUAAAGAGAAAAAAGAAAGAAAGGAAAAGGAUCAUAAAUCAAAACAGAAGAAGAAGAAGAAGAAAAAGAAGAAAUCUAAACUGUAUGUAGAUUAUUCGGAUUAUGAAGACAGUUCUAUUGACUUUUUGGAAAGGUGCUCCUCUCCACUCACGCGGUCUUCUGGUAGCUCAUUGACUCUGCGAAGCAUGUUUACAGAGAAGAACACUUCAUACCAGUAUCCAAGAGCAAUUCUGUCUGUCGACCUUAGUGGAGAAAACCUCUCGGAUGUGGAGUUCUUAGAUGAUUCCUCCACAGAGAGCUUAUUACUGAGUGGUGAUGAAUAUAAUCAGGACUUUGAUUCAACAAAUUUUGAAGAAUCUCAGGAUGAAGACGAUGCUCUCAAUGAAAUUGUUAGAUGCAUCUGUGAAAUGGAUGAGGAAAAUGGCUUCAUGAUUCAGUGCGAAGAAUGCUUGUGUUGGCAACAUAGUGUAUGUAUGGGAUUAUUAGAGGACAGCAUUCCAGAGCAGUACAUCUGUUACAUCUGCAGGGAUCCUCCAGGUCAGAGAUGGAGUGCCAAAUAUCUAUACGAUAAGGACUGGUUAAACAAGGGGCAUAUGUGUGGAUUAUCAUUUUUAAAAGAAAACUACUCUCACCUUAAUGCCAAAAAGAUAGUGUCAACACACCACCUGCUGGCUGAUGUAUAUGGUGUAACUGAAAUAUUACAUGGACUGCAGCUGAAGAUUGGGAUACUAAAAAAUACACAUCAUCCUGAUCUUCAUCUUUGGGCUUGCUCAGGGGUGCGAAAAGAGCAAGAACAAGUGACACUUGGGGUAGAGAAGAAAAAAGUAAAUUUGCCAGAUGCUGUUAAUCCAUCUGCAAGGACAUAUCACAGUCAAAGCCAUAAGGAACCACCCCCUAGCUUACCCCAGAAGAUGGAAGAAACAUAUAUUAUAAGUGAGCACAGUUACCAGAAACCACAGAGUUUUGGACAGGACUGCAAAUCUGUUACUGACCCUGUGAGCUCAGAUGAUGAAGAUAUGAGUAGUUUUGAGGAAGAUCAGGAAUUUCAUUCAGAUGAUAAAAACUGUUUACAAUAUUCUUUAAAAGAAGAUGGCAAGAGUGAGCAGAAGAACCCUGCUGAGGGGAAUGUAAUAUGUGCUUGCAAUGAAAAAAAAGGAUCCGAAGAACAAGCGGAUUCACAUCUUCAAUGGCAGCUAAAUCUUCUUACCCACAUAGAGAAUGUACAGAAUGAAGUCAUCAGCAGAAUGGACCUUAUUGAAAAGGAAGUUGAUGUUUUAGAAAGCUGGCUUGACUUCACUGGAGAGCUGGAACCACCAGAUCCCCUUGCAAGACUGCCUCAACUCAAGCGACGUAUCAAACAGCUCUUAAUUGACAUGGGGAAAGUACAGCAAAUAGCCACGCUCUGCUCUGUAUGACAAAAGGAAGAAUAAAGGAAUGAAAAUAGGCUCUCUACAGUGAAUUUUUUAAUUAGCCACAAAACUGGCAGGAAGACAGCAAAAAAGCUGAACAUUUGGUUCUGUACUGAUUAUGUUUUUAGCCUGAAGCUUUGGAGAAGAGAAAGGAAAUCUAGCAUAAGGAAACUAAACUGACAUUGAAAAUCGAAAUACUCUGUGUCCAAAAUACAGAUUACAAUGUCACAUACUGAGGAACAUUUAUAUGAUCUAACAUAUGAUAAAUAAGGCAUGUGAAGUGGCAGAAUUUCUCCUUUGGGUCAUACAAGAAUGUUCAAGAAAUCUCUUCGAUGGAAAGUGGUAUAAUUUUAUAGUUAGUAGCAGAUAGAACCAAACUGACAAAUGUUAGUGGGCAAAAAACAAAUUAAAUGGGGAAAAAUACUCAUUCAUAAUUAUUUCUUCUCCCUUUGUUAGGGAGACAAGGAGAGAUCCAUAUCCUCUCUACAGUUGGUCCACCCCCAAAGUUUAGGAAGGUAACUAAUCUUUCCCAGCCCGAGAACUUUUUUUUUUUUUUGGUCUAAUUAGUGUUGUUCAGGAAAAUGAAAAUGCUAGCUUCACUUUUGAAAGAAACAGGAUGUGGUGGUGUGUGUCUAAAUAUUUUUUAAAUAAAAAUCCUCAUUACAGAACCCUUAGGCUCUUUUCACAUUGUAAGUGGCAAACAGUGGUCAAAUGUGCCAAAUAAUACUAAAACCACUGGGAUGAGAGUGUGAAGAUAGUGAAAUACAUGAGGGUUUUUUUUUUCGAAGUUCUACCUGGUGCCAGCAAUCCAUCCAAAAUUGUAUCUAGUUUAUAUUUUUUUACGUUCUAUUUCAGUAUUCAGGAUUCAAAGUACUUUUUUUGUCCUGGGUAGCUCAGCUUGGUGUUAGCCCUCUGAAUCUUUACCAACCUCAGCUGGGAUGAGGAAUGGCAAGAGCAGCAAAAUUGUUUGUGGCUGUGAAUUACUAAACCACUAAAUUGAAUAUCACAAAGAUGCAUUACUUAGGAUGUUUUUAUAAAAACUUUUAGCUUCAGUCAUAAGUGAAUAAAACAUCAUGAAACCAAAGGCAACCUAGUUGCUCUGUUAGUUCUUGCUGGAUUUUGAGUUCAGGCCCUUCUCUUGGCCUGUGCUUAUAUAAAUUGUCACUGCACCCAGUGCUACAUACGUAUGUGUAGGUAUAUGUGUAUAUAUACACACACAUUCAUAUGUACAUACUAUAUACAUAUUUAUAUCUACACAUGUCUAGUUUUAUUACUAUAGACUAUAAGAACUCAUGGUUAACAUGAAAUGUUACCUUUUAACAAGCAGUUUAUAAAAUUGAAAAUAAUGUAUGUACAGGUUUUGGAAUUUGUAAAAUAUGACUGUUAAAAAGAGGCUAUUUAAUUGAUGACAUAAGAUACUUGAACACUUUAUGCCUCACAACUGUUUAUCAGUUCUAGUUUUCUGUAUAAAUGCAUUUUAGAACCGAUAGACAGUAAACUUGAAUUUACCUUUUGAUAAGAGUACAAGCCACUGUACAUUCAAAAAUUAUUUAAAUUUGCAAACACACUGUUCUAUAUGUAAGGUACUGUAUGUAAAAC
Messenger RNA from Pelodiscus sinensis (Chinese soft-shelled turtle), 4850 nucleotides. RefSeq names its product PHD finger protein 20 like 1 (gene PHF20L1). Gene Ontology annotation, biological process: regulation of transcription by RNA polymerase II. NCBI's taxonomy places the organism in Eukaryota, Metazoa, Chordata, Testudines, Trionychidae. Gene Ontology annotation, cellular component: NSL complex. The record is from RefSeq and is a predicted model, not a curated record.